AUGGUGCUACAGAAGAUUGGAUCCUGGACCAUUGCGACGGACCGGAAUCUUUCAGAACCGCUGUUGGUUUCCAACGAUUGUUCGAAUGCCUUGUCCCACUUUUUUCAGAAUGCGUCAACCCAAUUACUUUCUGUCACUGCGGAAGCACAAUCUCAUCCUUCCGGUUUGGAUUCCUUAUAUGCCCAACCCUGGGUCUGGGCUUCCGGAGGCCUCGGCAACAUGGACGAAUGUCCUCUUCAGGUGUGUUUGGCAGGCGGAACCUUACGGGACUCCCUGGUCUUUGCCUCCGCCUGCGUCGUUCCGGAAUGCAAUGCCAUGGAUUUGGCGGCCGACGAUUUCCCAGCCAAGGUGGCUCUGGCAUCCCACAAUCGACAAGUUGCUGCUGUUGCUGCUGCGGUUGCGGUUGCUGCGGAAACUACUAGAACAUCAGCCGAAUUUGAGCCAGAAUUUGAUCCAAUAUUGAUCGAAAGUUAUGUUUCCAGUUUCAAACGGCUUGCCAAGAUCAAUCGAUUCUUGAAAACUGGAUGGGUAUGUGGGGAAUACAAGGCGGAGUGGUCCUUUGGGACAUUUUUAUAUUUGCUAAUCUUGGUAGUGUUGCUCCUGUUGAGUUGCAUCGGGACCUUGUUUGUUCGACCAAAAUCAAAGAUAAAAUCUGAAUCAACCAGAACAAUAAGUGACGCCAACACCACAAAUCAUGCAGAAGAAAAGAAGGAUGACGCGGAGCAACAAGCAUCAAUGCAAAGACAACAGGAAAGUACUAGAAUACAACAACAAAGCGAAUUCUGGGACGCCUGGGACAUGUCAAUUCAUCUCAAGAAAUUAUGUUGUCAACGACCUGAAACGGCAUUUUUGGAUGGUCUCAAGUUUGGAAGUAUUCUAUGGGUCAUUUUUGGACAUGUGAUUGCCAUUCAAUCCUCCACAGGACCAGGGUACAUGAAUCCUAGUACCUUUUUACCGCCUCAUGGAUUCACCACCACUCUGGGAGGUCAGCUCUUUUUCAGCGCCCGAUUUGCAGUCGACACAUUUUUGUGCAUUAGCGGAUAUCUGGUAGUCCACAUUUUGAAAACAAAACUGAAACGACAAGCCGAGCAUGGAGCUAGCUGGUGGGAACUACUAUACUUAUUCCUCAUAAGGAUACUGCGCAUUCUACCGCUAUAUGCCAUGUGUCUUGGAUUUUGGAUGUUUGUCGCACCUCAUUUGGGAUCCGGACCAUUUUGGUACCAAUGGCAGUUCUAUUUGGAGCCCUGCGACAAGUAUUGGUGGACCAACUUUUUGUUUGUCAACAACUUUUUACCUUGGGGGAGACCGACGACGGAUAGCUGCUUUUAUCAUUCCUGGUACCUAGCAUUGGAUAUCCAGUUGUUCUUGUUAUGUGGCCCGUGGUUGGUUCUGCUCUACUUGCGGUCUCAGACGGCUGGUCGGCGAAUGACGGCAUUGUUAUGGACGCUGUCGGUUGUCGUCACGGCAUUUCUCUCCUACACACGAAAAUGGAGCGUCAAUACGCUGGAUGGAGGUUCUGCCGUCUUGUUUGACAUUGAAGGAUAUGCCAAACCACACGUCCGGGCCCAAUCGUAUCUGGCAGGAAUGCUAGUAGCCAUGCUACCUCCGUCAUCAUCAUCAUCGUCGUCAUCGUCGUCAGCAACAGUGAUUUAUGGAGGAACACGGACGGCCAAAGCAGCCAUGGUCACGGCACUAAUAGGUUUGGCGACCAUGUCACUCAUUACCGUCACUGGAGCCUACAGCCGUCGAGCUUGCCAAUUCCAAGAGGUGCCGUCCACCAAUGAUUGCGGAUCUUCCUGGAGUGCGGAAGCAACCUUCCUGUACACUGCGUUUGGAAGAGCCAUUUGGUCAAUCUGUAUUGCCACCAUUAUGCGUCUCUGUUUGGAACGUCAGGGAGGCUUGAUCGGUUCCAUGCUCAGUUGGAACAUUUGGACACCACUCGCCCAUUUGUCAUUUGGAGUUUACUUGAUUCAUCCCAUGAUCAUUUUUAUUUGGAAACUGGGUGAUCGACAAAAGUCGACCUUUCGUGUCUUUUCCUACGUCAUGGAUUUCACCUCGAUCACAGUGGUCAGCUUUGUAUUUGCCCUCCUCGCGGCAUUGAUCGUGGAAUUCCCCUUUUGCGCCCUGAUGCGACCGCUGAGUAAGAGCUCUACUACUAGAGCGACCACAUCAGUUCAGGAGGAAGAAUCAUCGCCAUUGGUGGUGGUGCAGAGUAUUGAAAGGAACACAUAUGGCACAGCCGCAGUUGCGACAUGA
This is a messenger RNA of Cylindrotheca closterium, 2256 nucleotides long. The record is from the annotation of a GenBank genome assembly. NCBI's taxonomy places the organism in Eukaryota, Bacillariophyta, Bacillariophyceae, Bacillariales, Bacillariaceae.